UGCCGCAAACGCAUCAUAAAAACAAUCCCAUGCCCGCACAGUGCAUUAAAGGCACUUCUCGAUCGGAGAUACCGAUCCUGUUCCGGAAUGUGACGGAAAAAGCCGAGGACUGCCUCUCAGAGAAACGGACAAACAGAGGUUCAGAUGGAGGAAACCUGCGAGUCCUCAGCUGACUCUGCGGCCGCUUCGCAACUGUUUCCUGUCGCAGGCAGAGAGAGGAGGUUUUCACCCCCGUUUUCAGCUUCUGUCUUUUCUCAUCAUCCGACGAUUCGUGUUUUACAGUUUGGUCCAUUUCAGACGGAAAAGUCCAAAACUUAUCAGCGCAUCAUGGGGUGAAUCUGAACCUGAGGAGGAUGCUGAUCCGGUGAUGAGAGAGUGUCGUGACCAAACUCACAUAUAACCACCAUGGUGAAGGAGAGUCUGCCCAGCUGGGUCCACCAGGACUCUGACGAGGGCCUCGUCCACGUGAACGUCGGAGGUCUGAAGAGGAGUCUCUGCUCCAGCACGCUGAAGAAAUUCCCAGACACCAGACUGGGAAAACUGCUGGCAUGUGACUCCGAGGAGGAUAUACUGCAGGUGUGCGAUGACUAUGACGUGCAGCAGAAGGAGUUUUAUUUUGAUAGGAAUCCCGGCCUCUUCCCAUACGUCCUCCACUUCUACCAGACGGGCAAACUCCACAUCAUGGAGGAGCUGUGUGUCUUCUCCUUCAGUCAGGAGAUAGAGUACUGGGGUAUCAAUGAGUUCUUCCUGGACAGUUGCUGCAGUUACCGUUACCACGACCGGAAGCUGGAGAGCAGCCGGCAUCGCAGCUGGGACGACGAGAGCGACGUCAGCAGCAUCGACACGUCUGUGGACGAGAUAUCUGACUUAAACAGAGACAUGCAGCAUUUCCAGGAGGUGCGUUACGGGAACAUCAGGAAGUGUCUGUGGCUGACGCUGGAGAACCCAGGAUACUCCAUCCCCAGCAAGCUCUUCAGCCUGCUCUCCAUCGGAGUGGUGCUCACAUCCAUCGCCACCAUGUGUAUCAACAGCAUCCCAGAGUAUCAGACGUUCGACUCUGACGGGAAGCUGAUCGAGGACCCGACCAUGCAGGCUUUGGAGGUGUUCUGCAGCUGCUGGUUCACCUUCGAGGUGGUGACACGACUGCUGCUCGCGCCGAACAGGAGGAAGUUCUUUCAUCACCCGCUGAACAUUAUUGACAUGGUGUCUGUGGUUCCCAUCUACGUCACCCUGAUCUUUGACAUGGCUGUGGGAUCUGAGUCUGAACUGGGAGACCUGGGACGACUCAUACAGGUGUUCAGGCUGAUGAGGAUCUUCAGAGUUUUGAAGCUGGCCCGACACUCGACAGGACUGCGUUCACUGGGAGCGACGCUUCGGCACAGUUACCGUGAGGUCGGCAUCCUGCUGCUGUACCUGGCUGUCGGAGUGUCCGUCUUCUCUGGCAUCGCUUACACUGCUGAAUAUGAAGAGGACGUGGGUCUGGACACCAUCCCAGCCUGCUGGUGGUGGGGGACGGUGAGCAUGACCACGGUCGGUUACGGCGACGUGGUGCCCGUCACUGUGGCCGGGAAGCUGGCCGCCAGCGGCUGCAUCUUGGGCGGCACCCUGGUGGUGGCGCUGCCCAUCACCAUCAUCUUCAAUAAGUUCUCGCACUUCUACCGGCGACAGAAAGCUCUGGAGGCGUCGGUGAGGAACAACAACCGCAGGAAGGUGAGGAUGAGCUGCGAGAACGAGCCGGAGGAGGACGAGGAAGAGGAGGAGGAGGAGGGAUCAGACGGGGACAGCCGGUGUCUGGACGAUGAUGAUAUCGAUGAUAUCGAGGAGGACGAUAUAGAUUACGAGGAUGAAGGAGGUGUGAUAAAUUAUAGCUACGUGGAGCAUCCGUCCUACUCGUCGAUACUGAGGAAGAAGGAGCUGCAUCAGCUGUGAGGAGUCUAAUAAACUGAGACACAACCAAUUCAAACCAAUGUGAAGUCUGAUGUUUGCAGUUGUAUGUAUAUAUACAUACAUGCUGAUUGCAUGUAUAUAUACAUACAACAACAUAAACCGUGUUCAUAUUUGAUCAUGAAUGUGACUGAAACUGAUCCAUGAGCUGUCAAACAGGAUUCAUGUGAGAUCUUCUCUCUGACCAAUCACUGUCAUUAAACUCUGCAUCGAUUCAAACAUGGAGGACAAUAAAUCAAGUGGCUGUAAUGUGAUUAGAGUUUGAGCAGAUACUUGUAAAGAAAUUAAAGUUAGAAAGAGCAAACUGUAACUGACAGGUCGGACUGUAACUACGUCUUCCAUGCUGGACUCUGUACUGAAGUUUGUUUGCAUUCAUUCGUGCAUGUGGGCUGUUUCAGGUGGAGGUCUGCUUGUCGUGGACGUGUUUCUCUGUUAAAAACAUGGAUGUGAAGAAUUACAGAAUAUAUUUAAGUAAAAACAAAAGGUCAAAUGUAUUUAACUGUCAGAGGAAGUGAUGAACUGCAGCAAACUGAACUAAAUACAAGCCUGAAGUGAAGUGAAAUAGCAUGCACGCAGAUGAAAUUAACUGAAUAAAAAGAUAAAAGAUAACAAACUGUGAGAAAGUAUUUUUGUUAAAACGUUAAGAGAAGAUAUUUCACUCAGAUCCACAGAGGUGAACCUCGUGGAUUCGUCUGGGAUCCAAGACAAACUUCAGUCACUCUGAAAACCAUCAGUGAAUUUACUGUUCUCACCUGCAGAGGUAAAGUUUAGGU
Messenger RNA from Lates calcarifer (barramundi perch), 2717 nucleotides. RefSeq names its product potassium voltage-gated channel subfamily S member 2. Gene Ontology annotation, biological process: regulation of delayed rectifier potassium channel activity; potassium ion transmembrane transport; protein homooligomerization. Gene Ontology annotation, molecular function: protein binding; delayed rectifier potassium channel activity. The transcript is spliced from 10 exons. Bases 406 to 1929 code for a protein of 507 amino acids. Lineage: Eukaryota; Metazoa; Chordata; Actinopteri; Centropomidae. Gene Ontology annotation, cellular component: membrane; voltage-gated potassium channel complex. The record is from RefSeq and is a predicted model, not a curated record.